This is a messenger RNA of Rhea pennata, 1958 nucleotides long. RefSeq names its product transporter 1, ATP binding cassette subfamily B member (gene TAP1). Gene Ontology annotation, biological process: oligopeptide export from mitochondrion. Gene Ontology annotation, cellular component: mitochondrial inner membrane. NCBI's taxonomy places the organism in Eukaryota, Metazoa, Chordata, Aves, Rheiformes, Rheidae. Bases 133 to 1941 code for a protein of 602 amino acids. The record is from RefSeq and is a predicted model, not a curated record. Gene Ontology annotation, molecular function: ATP binding; ABC-type oligopeptide transporter activity; ATP hydrolysis activity. The transcript has 11 exons.
GACCCCACGCCGUGGGCGUGGGCGUGGGCGUGGCCGUGGGCGUGGCCGUGGGCGUGGCCGAGCCGCUCAAGGCGCCGCUGCCGCCGGUUUUUCGCUCUCUCCGCGGCCGCUUUCGCUUUCGCGGCGGGCGCGAUGGGGCCGGCGGCAGCGAUGGGGCCGGUGGCAGCGGGCGCGAUGGGGCCCGGGCGGCGGUUCCUGCGCUUGCUGCGCCCGGAGCGGCGGCGCUGCGUGGCGGCGGCGGUGCUGCUGGUGAUCUCGGCGCUCGCGGAGAUGGCCGCCCCCUACUACACGGGGCGCGUGACCGACUGGAUCUCGGGCGAGGACGACCCGGCGGCCUUCGCCCGCGCCAUCCGGGCCAUGGUGCUGCUGGCCCUGGGCAGCGCCGUCGCCGAGUUCGUCUGCGACCUGCUCUACAACGGCACCGCGAACCGCGUCCACUGGCGGCUGCAGGGCGACGUCUUCGCCGCCGUCCUGCGCCAGGAGCUCGGCUUCUUCCGCGCCGCCGGCGCCGGGGACAUCAGCUCGCGAGUGACGCGGGACACGGAGGCGCUGAGCGAGGCGCUGAGCGAGAAGCUGAGCCUGCUGCUGUGGUACCUGGCGCGGGGCGUCUGCCUCUACGGCGCCAUGGCCUGCGCCUGCCCCCAGCUGGCCCUCGUCGCCGCCCUGGCGCUGCCCGUCGUCGUGAUGCUGCCCAAGCUCUCCGGCGGCUUCCACCAGAGCCUGGCGCGACAGGUGCAGGAGUCGCUGGCCCGGGCCAACGAGGUGGCCCUGGAGACCUUCCAGGCUAUGGCCACCGUGCGUAGCUUCGCCAACGAGGACUGGGCGGCUGAAUGCUACCGGCGCCGUCUCCGCGACACCUACCAGCUGCACAAGCUCGAGGCCGCCGCCUACGCCGCCUCCCGCUGGAUCAGCAGUCUCUCGGGGCUGGCGCUGCGGGUGGCGAUCCUCUACUGCGGGGGCCAGCUGGUCACCGAGGGUCACAUCACCACCGGCGACCUCGUCACCUUUGUCCUCUACGAGAUGCAGUUCACCCAGGCCGUGGAGGUCCUGCUUUCCUACUACCCCAGCGUGAAGAAGGCCAUGGGCUCCUCGGAGAAGAUCUUUGAGUACCUGGAGCGGGAGCCGCAGAUGGCCCCGUCAGGGAUGCUGGCACCCAGCUCCCUGCAAGGCCACCUGCAGCUCCAGGAUGUCUGGUUCUCCUACCCCGGUUGCGAUGAGCCCGUGCUCAAGGGCGUCUCGCUGGAGCUGCAGCCCGGUGAGGUGCUGGCGCUCGUGGGCCCCUCGGGCAGCGGCAAGAGCACCCUGGCGUCGCUGCUGCAACGCUUCGGCGAGCCGACGAGCGGCCACCUGCUCCUGGACGGCCGCGACCUGCGCGACUACGAGCUCCGUUACCUGCGGGCCCAGGUGGCGGCGGUGAAGCAGGAGCCGACGCUCUUCGCCCGCUCGCUGCACGACAACAUCGCCUACGGGCUGGGAUGCCGGAGCCGCGCCGAGGUGGAGGCGGCUGCCCGCCGCGCCAACGCUCACGGCUUCAUCACCCGCCUGCGCCGCGGCUACGACACGGAUGCCGGCGAGAUGGGCGGCCAGCUCUCCGGCGGGCAGCGGCAGGCGGUGGCCAUCGCCCGCGCCCUGGUGCGGGACCCCCGGGUCCUCAUCCUCGAUGACCCCACCAGCGCCCUGGAUGUCGAGAGCCAGCUGAAGGUGCAGCGGGAGCUGGCAGCGGGCGGGCGCACGGUGCUGCUGGCGACGGCGCGGGCGGCGCUGGCGGCGGCCGCCGACCGCGUGGCCGUGCUCGAGCGGGGCUGCCUGGCCGAGCAGGGCCCCCCCGAGCGCCUGCUGCGCCGCCGCGGCCGCUACUGGAGCCUGCUGCAGGCGGGCGACGCCGGGGACCCUCCGGACCCUCCGGCCACGCAGGACCCUGCGCUCGCUGGCGCCCAAUAAAGAUGGCAUCAUGCACA